This is a messenger RNA of Cinclus cinclus, 1206 nucleotides long. RefSeq names its product leucine zipper and CTNNBIP1 domain containing (gene LZIC). The record is from RefSeq and is a predicted model, not a curated record. Gene Ontology annotation, biological process: negative regulation of Wnt signaling pathway. Gene Ontology annotation, cellular component: beta-catenin destruction complex; nucleus; cytosol. NCBI's taxonomy places the organism in Eukaryota, Metazoa, Chordata, Aves, Passeriformes, Cinclidae. The transcript has 6 exons. Gene Ontology annotation, molecular function: beta-catenin binding. The coding region runs from base 292 to 864 and encodes 190 amino acids.
AAUUGCUGCUUGAUUUGACACUCGCUUGGUUUUAUGUGCUGUGCCUGUUGGAGUUCCUUGCUGAACCGCCUCUUGCUAUCAAGAUAAUCCUGUACACCCAGCCUUGCAUUUCUAUAUUUCCACUGCAAGGAUCUCCAGGUGUUGUGAUUAAAUGUUCCAUCAGCAAGAUAUUGCAUAGUUUUAAUAGUUAGAGCAUUUAAAAUAUGUUUUAAGCUGUUGAUACAAACAAUAAAAAUAUACUUUCUCUUAGGAGUGUCAUGUGAAAACAACAGUUUCAUAUGAAAACAGAAAAUGGCUUCAAGAGGAACAACAGAGACCAGUAAACUAAAACAAAACUUGGAGGAGCAGUUGGACAGAUUAAUGCAGCAACUUCAAGAUCUGGAAGAAUGCAGAGAGGAGCUGGACGCAGAUGAGUAUGAAGAGACCAAGAAAGAAACUCUAGAGCAGCUGAGUGAGUUCAAUGACUCCCUGAAGAAGAUUAUGUCUGGAGAUAUGACUUUGGUGGAUGAGCUCAGUGGCAUGCAACUGGCAAUACAAGCAGCCAUCAGCCAAGCAUUUAAAACUCCAGAAGUGAUUAGAAUGUUUGCAAAGAAGCAGCCGAGGCAAUUGAGGACAAGGCUGGCAGAGAUGGACAGAGACUUAAUGGUUGGGAAGUUGCCACGAGACCUGUACACCCAACAGAAACUGGAAAUCCUGACUGCCCUCAGAAAGCUUGGUGAGAAGCUCACUGGUGAUGAUGAGAUGUUCUUGUCAACAAAUGCUGGUACAGCCCUGAGCCAGUUUGAGAGAGUCUCCACUGACCUUGGAUCAGGAGACAAAGUCUUUGCCCUUGCAAGCGUUGAAGUAGAAAAAGCAAAACAAUGAAGAGGUUCAUGAGGCUUGUGUCUCCAGUUAUCAACAGCAUUGGAUUUUGGUCAUACUGCGUUUGGUUUUUCUGUUUCUAGCAUGUUGAGAAAAAGCAAAGCAAAACAAAAAACCCAAGUCCUAAACUUACUGGGUCCUUAACCAGAAGAUACGAAGUAAACAGCCUUAAGUGCACUUUGGAACCUUGGUGUCUGUACCCUUUAAGUAAUACAAGCUCUGAGGCUGAACACUAAGUGGAAUUCUAAAACAAAAGCAUGGUAUGACUGUCUUUGGAAAGAGGCAGCUCUUUUGAACUUUUUCGGAUGUGUAUUUCUCUAACUAUUAAAACUUAAUCUUUUUGCA